AGUCGUGAUCCACUCUCCCCUCUUGUGUCCCCAUCCGGACGACCGACCUUUACUCCGUCAUCUCGCAUCCGUCACCACCUACCACCGGCGCUGUCGCCGGUGGCCUCUCCAGCGGCACGCCUCCGAGUUCCCGACGCCGCCCACCUCACUGUCGAACAUGGCCUCGCCGGCGCCGGUUUCGGCCUCGCCGGGGUCCUCCUCUCAGAAAAAACGAGGUGCAACGGAAUCAAUUGGCCUGUAUGCUGUCCAGUGUUGUGAAUGUCAUAAAUGGCGUACAGUUUCAACGAAAGAUGAAUUUGAGACAAUUCGUGAGAACUUCACUGAGGACCCAUGGUUCUGCAAUAAAAGACCAGAGUGCUCGUGUGAAGACCCUCCAGACAUUGAGUACGACAGCAGCCGCAUCUGGGUCAUCGACAAGCCCAACAUACCAAAGCCUCCGCCCAAGACCGAGAGACUUGUGAUCAUGAGAGGUGACCUGUCCAAAAUGGACAUCUACUACGUCCUGCCAAAUGGGAAGCGUGCAAGGGGCAUCGGGGACGUGCAAAAGUUCCUCGACACAAACCCAGAGUACAAAGACCAGAUAUCAGCUGAAAGCUUCAGUUUUACGGUGCCCAAGAUUGUCGAGGAGACCGUUUCACAGAGCUCUUUGUGGAAGACUAAAAAGGCUAAAAAGCAGGACAAGACAAAGGCUUCAAGCAGCAAGAAGGACAAGGCAAAUGCUUCAGGCAGCGAGAACUAGCCACAGCAGUAAAUGAAAAACUGUUUGCAUGCCUGCUUGGAUGAUCCUACCUCAUCGACCUUGAAGUUAGUCAUCACUCUCUGUGAUGUUACUCUGAGCACUCCAAUGCACUGAAUCUCUUCCUUUUUAUGCAUGAGCUUCUGGUAAAAUUCCGAGAUGCUCGAGAAGGGCUGUAGUUUUUCUUUUUUCUUUUAAUAAACUAGCUCUAGUUACAGAUGUCGUUGAGUUGCCAUCCUCCGUGAUACACUGUUUUCGAGGAUGUUUGUUUUUCAGUGCACAAGCAUAUGCAUGGACAGCUCAUUAGAAAGCAGCUGAAGCUAGGGUGUUAACUCUGCCAUGGUUUGAUUUGAUUUCCUUCAGUAGUGUGAAAGCUAUAUAUGACAGUUGCUACCCAUCA
Hordeum vulgare subsp. vulgare (domesticated barley) is the source of this 1136-nucleotide messenger RNA. RefSeq names its product methyl-CpG-binding domain-containing protein 4-like. Gene Ontology annotation, molecular function: DNA binding; zinc ion binding. The record is from RefSeq and is a predicted model, not a curated record. NCBI's taxonomy places the organism in Eukaryota, Viridiplantae, Streptophyta, Magnoliopsida, Poales, Poaceae. The coding region runs from base 158 to 739 and encodes 193 amino acids. The transcript is spliced from 2 exons.